CCAUGCUUGCUUGAUUAGUUUGCCUAAGUAAUCAUCGUGACUCAUCUUUCACGAUGUGCACAAGGAAAGUAGCAAGAGGACUGCAUUUACUCCGAGAAUACUCUAGUAGUAAUUUCUGUGGCAUCUACACAUUUUCUUCUUUAAAAUAGCUCUAAACCACGAGACAAGCAUCCAACCAACCUGACAAUGACUUGGGCCUGCAGGAGCAGCCAAUAAGUCACCUUUCGGCGACGGUCAAACACAAAGCGCCCAAAACACCGCGUGGUAUGGGCAUGGUUGUGAACUUGGGAUGCUGAAAUAGCAAGACGAAGACUUGUUGACUACUAGUAGUACUUUCCACGGAGCUCACAUCUGCUUCACUGAUUCUGCAUAACCGGGUGAGAUCUUUUCUCCGCUGAAAGCUCAUCCCCGCACUAGCCCCCGUUUGUUGCUCCUUUUCUCUCCUAAAGUCGUAAGCCAAGAGCUGCUUCUUCUUACAGUCUCCAUGGGCCCUGCCGGUCUCUACCUUCUCUUGUUCAUCGUGCUUGCAGCUGCAGCACCAUUGCUCUCUGCGUCGCAGCGUUUCGACUACCCCGCAGUGAACCUCUCCACGCUGUGGAUCAACAACAAAGCUUUCCUCCCACACAGCGUCAGCUACUCCGAUGGUUCAGCCGUGCGGGCCAUUGUCCUCCGUUCACCCAAAACCUUCUAUGGCCCCUCCUUCGCCGCAGGAUUCGUCUGCGCCUCCCCCUGCGACUUGUUCCUCUUCGCCGUCUUCAUUGUCUACACCAAUAGUGGUGCCAAGAUCACCAUGCCGACCACUGGGACUCCACAGGUGGUCUGGUCUGCCAACCGGGCUCGCCCUGUCAGAGAGAACGCGACCCUUGAGCUUUCCUCGGAUGGAAACUUGGUCCUUCGUGAUGCUGAUGCUAGCCUGGUCUGGUCGAGCAGCAGCUCUGGGCGGUCUGUAGCUGGCAUGAUGAUCACCGAGGUCGGUAAUUUGGUGUUGUUUGAUCAGAAAAAUGCAACAUUGUGGCAGUCAUUUGCUCACCCUACUGAUGCGUUGGUCCCUGGGCAGUCACUUCUCGAAGGUAUGAGGCUCGUAGCAAGUACGUCUGCAACAAAUUCGACAGAGACUCAGUUGUACAUGACAGUUCAACCUGAUGGAUUGUAUGCUUAUGUCGGAUCCACACCACCACAAGUCUAUUUUUCGAAAUCGGUGAACAAAAACAAGACAGGAAAGGAUGCAACAGAGGUUACCUUCAUGAAUGGCAGCCUCAGCAUCUCUGUGCAGUCCAAGCAACCAGAUGAAUCACACACGAGUAUCCAAUUACCAGCAGCUAACUCCACCCAGUACAUGAGAUUGGAGUCAGAUGGGCACCUGAGGCUCUACGAAUGGUCUAAUGCAGAUGCAAAAUGGGCUGUAGUGUCUGAUGUAAUCAAACUAUUCCCUGAUGAUUGUGCCUUUCCAACAGUAUGUGGAGAGUAUGGUAUAUGCACAGGGGGGCAAUGUGUUUGUCCGCUUCAGAAUAAUUCUAGUUCAAGCUACUUCAAGCCGGUCGAUGAGCGGAAGCCAAAUCUUGGUUGUGUGUCACUGACUCCAAUCUCUUGUCAGGAAAUGCAACACCAUCAGUUGUUGACUCUUACAGACGUUUCUUAUUUUGACGCCGGCCACAUCGUUGUGAAUGCAACAAACGGAGAAGACUGUAAGCAAGCUUGCUUGAAGAACUGCUCCUGCAGGGCCGUGAUGUUCAGGUAUGGCCAGAAUGAUUCCGAUGGAACGUGUCUGUGGGUGACAAGGGUCUUCUCCUUGCAAUCAAUACAACCUGAAAUUGUUCACUACAACUCCUCUGCUUACCUCAAGGUGCAGCUUAGCCCCUCAACUUCUGCCUCUAAUGCAAACAAAAAGAAGGUGAUGUUAGGUGCUACACUUGGAGCUAUUACUAUUCUUGUACUGCUAGUCAUUGCUGUCAUUCUUUAUGUGCGAAGGAAGAAGAAGUACCAAGAGUUAGAUGAAGAAUUAGAUUUUGACCAAAUUCCUGGAAUGACAGUGAGGUACACGUUCGAAAACUUGAGAGAAUGCACUGGAGACUUCAGUAAAAAGCUCGGAGGUGGUGGGUUUGGAACAGUUUUUGAAGGGAAAAUAGGUGAAGAGAGAGUUGCAGUAAAACGUUUGGAAGGUGCUAGACAAGGAAAGAAAGAAUUCUUGGCUGAAGUCGAGACUAUUGGCAGCAUUGAACACAUCAAUCUUGUUAGGCUGAUCGGCUUUUGUGCAGAGAAAUCUGAAAGACUUUUAGUAUAUGAAUAUGUACCGAGAGGGUCACUUGAUAGGUGGAUCUACUACCGCCAUAACAAUGCCCCUCUUGAUUGGUGCACCCGGCACAGGAUCAUUCUAGAUAUUGCCAAAGGCCUAUGCUAUCUCCACGAGGAGUGCAGGCGAAUAAUUGCUCAUUUGGACAUCAAACCACAAAAUAUUCUCUUAGAUGAGAAUUUCAAUGCCAAAGUGGCUGAUUUUGGACUAUCUAAGCUAAUAGACAGGGACCAAAGCAAAGUAAUGACAAUGAUGAGGGGCACACCUGGGUAUCUGGCACCUGAAUGGUUAACGUCCCAAAUCACUGAAAAAGUUGAUGUCUACAGCUUUGGAGUUGUUGUCAUGGAAGUAAUUUGUGGAAGAAAAAAUAUUGACAUAUCUCUUCCCGAGGAGAGUGUUCAGCUCAUCAAAUUGUUACAGAAAAAGGCUGAAGAUAAUCAGUUUAUCGAUUUGAUUGACAACCAUAGUGAGGACAUGGUCUUACACCAAGAGGAAGCAGUUCAAUUGUUGAAGCUUGCAAUGUGGUGCCUGCAAAAUGAUAGCAGUAGAAGGCCUUCAAUGUCAUCGGUGGUCAAGGUACUGGAAGGUUCAAUGAAUAUAGAAACUAACAUUGAUUGCAACCUUAUGAAUGCAAAUCCAGUAAUGUCUGUCCAGCAUAAUCAAUCAACAUAUUCAGUUCCACCUGAAGCAUCGAUUUUAUCUGGCCCGAGGUGAAAUGGGUGCUACUGUAACUUAUAAACUUCAGGCUUUGUAACUACUUUUGUAUCUUAUCUUAUUUAUACUUUGGAAGUAUGUUUUAAAUGGCACCUAGAUACAAGUAAUUUUUAGGCAAUAUAGCACCCUGUGAUGUAAGCUAGUUGAAACACCAUAGAAAAGUGACCUAAGGGGCAGUUUGAAGGAAGAAAUACUCUAAGAGCACAUGUAACGCAAAGUGCUUAUAGAUGAAUGCUCAAGGGGAGAGAUUAUUACUAUUCACUAAGCUCUUGUACAAAAGUUAACACCUACAGUACUUGUUUAGGUGCUUCAAUUGUUUACCGCGCAGGGUAGCAGCAAUCUAAGACCUUCUGUGGCUUGGAACAUUUGGAAUGAGCGCAAUAGAAGGAUCUUCAGGCAUGAACAACUGAAUGCUGCGGGUGUUUGCUCUUUGAUCAGAGAUGAGUUAGGCCUCCUUAAGGAGGCGUGGGAGUAGUCUUGUAGUUUUUCUGCCAGGAUGCAGUUUGCAUCUCUGGAAAAGAAAAAUUGGCUGCUGGUGUCUUUUUAGUUGCAUUCCCGGUUGCUUUGACAGCACGUUGUACAGUUUUUCCCUCUCUUAAAUGAAAAGGCAGAGCACCUGCCAUUCCAGUAAAAAAAAAAGAAAACAAAGAUCAAAUCAUGUGGCUCAAGCUCAGUUGGCAGUGACUGAAGGUGCUAUGGAGAGGAUGAGAUCAGUGGCACCGAAUAGCUAGAAGCUCUGGCAAGAGGACGAAUCUGUAGGUGCCAUGAGGAGACGCGCUGCUGACAGCAAAAUGAAGCGCCUCAAGGUUCCUCAGCCUCUGCCGCCACACGGCCACACCUAGCCUUAGGUGCCUUGCAGGCUUGCAGGGACAUCAAUGGUGGUCCCCAGAAGCAGUGUAAUUCAAUGGGGCAUGAGGGCCAGCACACUGGCAAUACACAGUGAUUGACUCCAUGGGGCACGUGCUUCGAAGAUGAAGAGGCAAAGUUUACAGAUAUAUGGUACUCGUCGUUAAGUUGUUUGAAUACAUAUGGCUUUUAGGAUGAACUCACAAGAUGGUAGUAACGACUUUGCUACAUAACCAACAAAAAAAAAUCUCUGUCGCACCAACUAAAUCUUUAUUGUUCUAUUUCAGGAUUUUUUUUAUUUGUCUAGAAAGUCACAUACAAAAUCUUGCUCCCAGGGACAAGCUUAUGACGAUUUUUUUUUUCUAGAAGGCUCAACAACUGGUGCUUUUAUUUCUAAAUAAAACAAAUUAAGCAAGGGGAAACAGUAUAAUUACUAUUUAAUGAGUAAACAAUGAACAAAAAAGAUAAGUGUUAGGCUCGUCAAUUUUUGUUGUCUGCGCCCAUUAUCUU
Molecule: messenger RNA, 4360 nt
Organism: Triticum aestivum (bread wheat)
Lineage: Eukaryota; Viridiplantae; Streptophyta; Magnoliopsida; Poales; Poaceae
Product: G-type lectin S-receptor-like serine/threonine-protein kinase SD2-5
Exons: 1
Coding region: 485-3004 (839 amino acids)
Biological process (GO): recognition of pollen; protein phosphorylation
Molecular function (GO): ATP binding; protein serine/threonine kinase activity
Source: RefSeq, a predicted model, not a curated record